AUGGUUAUGAAAAAUUAUUACGAUAUUUUAAAGGAUCAAGCAUUCGGAGGUUAUUUUGAAGGCCGCUCUCCUAGAUAUGUUCUCUGUGAUCCAGAAUUGAUAAAAACUAUAUCAGUUACUCAUGGUGACCACUUUAUCAAUAGAGGAACUUUCGAAAGUAAUCAAGCAGGGUACACUAGUAGAUCUUUAUUAAUAUUAAAGGGCGGAGAAUGGAAAGCAGUUCGAAGUUUGGUCACUCCUACAUUUAGUUCAGCCCGAUUAAAAAAUAUGUUUCCAUUAAUACAGACUUGUUGCAAUCAACUGGUAGACCUUAUAGCGAGGCAUGACAAAAAUGACAUUGAGUUAAAAGCUUUUACCGGACAUUUAACCCUGGAAGUGACAGGGGUGUGCGCUUUUGGGAUCAGCACUGAUAUUCUUAAAGAUGAAAACGCCGAGUACUAUAUGUUAGCGGCAGGUAAUAGUUACAUGUCUAUACCAAAAAGAAUAUUUCUCGCUUCCAUGCUACUGCUAAUGCCUUCUAUGCUUAAAUAUAUACCCAUAUCAAUAAUGGACGACGAAACAAACAGGAAAUUAGUAAAAAUUAUUCAAAAUUCUAAAGCUGAAAGAAGAUCUGGAUCGUCAAAGAGAAACGAUUUAUUGCAACUUUUAGUGGAUGCGUCUUUACAAGAAAAAGAAGAACUUUUGAAAAGUGGUCGACCAAAUAAAAUAUAUUUAGAUGACGAUACCAUAGAUGCACAAGCUUUACUCUUCUUACAAGCGGGUUUUGGAACAACUUGCACUUUGCUUACAUACGCGCUGUUUACUUUAGCGUUACAUACUGAUAUACAAGAUAAAUUAAGAGCUCACAUCCUAGAAGUCACUAAGGGCAAAGAAUUUUCCUAUGAUGAACUUGUGGAACUUGAAUACCUUGAAUCAAUUUUAAAUGAGACACUAAGAAUGUAUCCACCAGUUCCAAGAAUAGACCGUUGUUGUUCUAAGCCCUAUACAAUCCCGGGCACGUCUUUGGAUCUAAAGGUCGGUGACGUCGUCGUCAUACCAGUGUAUGGACUACACAUGGACCCUAAAUUGUACCCCGACCCAGAGAUAUUCAAGCCAGAUAGGUUCAUGAAGAAUGGUAAAUUGGACAGACUACCGGAUUCAUUCCUCGCUUUUGGGUCUGGACCAAGAUAUUGUAUAGGACGCAGAUUUUCGAUGGUAGUCGCGAAAGCAGCCAUGGUCACUCUACUGACAAAUUUCAAGUUUACGAUUUGUCCUAAAACCAUCUACCCACUUGGAAUCUCUAAAGCUGAGAUUUUAUUCAAUCCUGAAGAAGGUGCUUGGGUGCGAGUUGAAAAAAUA
This is a messenger RNA of Brenthis ino (lesser marbled fritillary), 1338 nucleotides long. NCBI's taxonomy places the organism in Eukaryota, Metazoa, Arthropoda, Insecta, Lepidoptera, Nymphalidae. The record is from the annotation of a GenBank genome assembly.